AAAUUUCUACUAAUCAUUUAUUUCUUUCAGCCUUUCUAAUUAUGAGCUCAGAAAUGCCAGAAAAUAUUGACCCUGAUACUAUUGAUCUAGAAAGAUUGGCACUGGAAUUAGAAAAGUUUGAUAAGAUACUGAAGGAAGGAGAAGAAAGUGAUGGAGGUGAGAGUAUGGAACAGACAGGUUCUCGACAGGCUGCACAUACUUACCUUGACAAAUACCUCCAAAGUAUUGCCAGGACUGGUGACCCUCUACUGCCAUGGAAAAAAGUAAAAAAUUUCAUCCACCACAAGAUUGACUCGAUACUAACAAGCUUCUAUGUGAAGUUCGGCAUAGAAGACAUUGACAGCCAAAACUUACCUCCAUUCAAUUACUUGCCUGCUAAAGAGAAGUUACUCCAGCAUUUUGAUUCCUUCACAGGAGCACCAUUUACAAUCCAGCGUUUGUGUGAGAUACUCACAGACCCUGGACGCCACUACAGACGGACCGACAAACUCCUGCGAGGCCUUGAGAAGAACAUUCUCGUUGUCUCCACCAUCGGCAGACUAUCUGAAGACUGUUCAAACCCCCAGCAGCGGCUGACGCUUUUCAAUGGCCUGCAGAUGUCCAACAGUUUCAGGCCGCACAGACCACCUCUACCUCAUCACUUGGACAAAUUCCAAAGCCCUCGUUCUUCAAAGCAACGUCGUCAUAAAGUUAAAUGUUCUCGCGAGAAGGGAAAACAUUCAAGAACGAAAACCGAAACUUCUCCUGACAUUGAAAGAGUAACUCACUUAAACAUAAUCAUUGAGAAAGCUCCUGAGGAACUAGAGCGGCCCAUGCGACCUAAGCUCAGUGCUCAUGACAUCAUUGCGUUUAGAAAUAGUCUCGAAAUGCUGGAAGAUUCGACCAAAGACGAAGAAGAUGUGGGCACCAGGAAGCGUGCACUGCACGACGAUGCGAAUUCUAUGGAGGAUGACGAGGAGGAAACAUUCGACGACGAGUGUCUUAAGCAAGACUUGGAUGACGAGCAGAUAGAAGACAUGGACGACGAGGUUAAGGGUAAGCCAGGUAGCGGCAGUGAAAGGGAGCCAGAGGGCUACGGCGUGUCCAUAAACUCAGUGAUGUGGCGAAAGCGGAAGGAGGAUCAACAAACCGAGAAUCGCUACAAGAAACUAAAGACGUCUGAUGUAGGGUCUAGAGAGUCGUCAACCAGUCCGCGUCUUAGUGCUAUUGUCAAAGCGCUUGACGAGGUGACUUGCGAGUCAUCUGCUGACGACAGCAUGGAAGUGGAUGAGGAGGCGAGAUCGUCGUGUGCUGGGACUGAGGACGCUCCUGAACAACGAGACGAAGAGACUUCUGACGAGUCUAAAGAUGACGAACAAAACUCAUGUGAUGCCACAGAGUCUAAAGAUGAUGUUAAGCUUCCUCAGAGUCCUUGCAAAAUGCCUGAUGACGAAAAACUUUCGAAGAGUCCAACUAAAGAAGAAAAAGAUGAAGCACAAAGUUCAAAGAAGCACGUGGAAGGUAAAGACGAAUGUCUAAAAAGCCUUGACAAUGACGUACAGCAAGACAAAGACCUCACAAAGAGAACAACCAAGAGAAUCCGCGAUGACAAGGAGCUCUCUAAAAUUUCAAGUAAAGAGCAAGAAGACAAAGAGUCUAGUAAAACCCCUUGCAAAGAUGCUCAGGUUAAAGAAUUGGAGCAUCCAAAGAGCAAAAUCAAUGUAAAAGAUGAUGUCAAAAUAAGUGUCCCGACUGCAGCGUGUGCUCAACAACUACCAAAGCGCACUGAGAGCAAGUCUUCAGCAGCUACGUCUGAUAAGCCUUCCGACACUAAAGCUGAUCAGGACAAUGAGAAGGCGUCUUUGAAGGACUUGACAGAUGAAACCAAAUUGUUCUCUGGCGAAUGCGAUCCCGCUGACGUCGGGGAUGAUGCUGCUGACGUCGACGACGAUGAUGCUGCCGCUGACGCCGGGGAUGAUACCACUGACGCCAGGGAUGAUACCACUGACGCCGGGGAUGAUACCACUGACGUCGAGAAUGAUGCCACUGACGCCGCGGAUGAUACCACUGAUGCCAGGGAUGAAAUCUCUGACGCCAGGGAUGAUGCUACUGCCGCAGAGGACGAUACCGCUGACGUUGGCACCGUUGAUGGAGCCUUAGCUGACCCAGUUGCUUCUGGAGACUCGCCUGGAAACCAGGAGGCUUUGGAGGAAAAAAAUUAAUUAAGUAUUACCUCUAGUAUUUCCUUGACUACGACUGUCUGUAGUUUGAUUUAAUUUUUAGAUCGAUUGAAACGAGGCUUCUAACCAACUAAAAAAAGUGGAGUAGUAAUAUAACGAUACGAGAAUAUCUAUGAAAACGGCCUAGUUUGAAUUAAAUUCUUAUCGAUGAAGCUGGCACAAAGCCCGUGUUAUUGUUAAACGCUGGCGCUUUUCAUCUUUGAAAUUUAUUGAAUCGACUACAGCGUUUUAUGUCCUUGGGUUGGAAUUUUUUAAUUUUUAUGUUCUGACUUGUGGGUCAGAGUAGUCGAGGCUAAAGCCUUUGAUAAGUUAUCUCAUUUUUUUAAGGUAAAGUUUACACUUGCCUUUGUAGUGUAGUUGAAUGAUGUACCUGGUAGUCGCCUUUCAUCACUAAACGAGUUUGUGAUUCCUAUAUUUUAUUUUGCCUGUAUACGGGGAGACCAGAAUAUAGAUUUUUAGCAUCUACGGAAUUAUUCAAUUAUUGGACUUGGGACAAAAUUUUAUUCACUUUUGAAGUAGUCACCAUAAAGAUGGGUAUUUUU
This is a messenger RNA of Hyalella azteca, 2761 nucleotides long. Its product is annotated as serine/threonine-protein phosphatase 4 regulatory subunit 2-B. Gene Ontology annotation, molecular function: protein phosphatase regulator activity. Bases 42 to 2201 code for a protein of 719 amino acids. Gene Ontology annotation, biological process: protein dephosphorylation. Lineage: Eukaryota; Metazoa; Arthropoda; Malacostraca; Amphipoda; Hyalellidae. The transcript has 9 exons. The record is from RefSeq and is a predicted model, not a curated record. Gene Ontology annotation, cellular component: nucleus; cytoplasm; protein phosphatase 4 complex.